Messenger RNA from Carlito syrichta (Philippine tarsier), 1239 nucleotides. It is a transcript of the gene PTH2R, whose product is annotated as parathyroid hormone 2 receptor. The record is from RefSeq and is a predicted model, not a curated record. Lineage: Eukaryota; Metazoa; Chordata; Mammalia; Primates; Tarsiidae. Gene Ontology annotation, cellular component: plasma membrane. Gene Ontology annotation, molecular function: G protein-coupled peptide receptor activity; parathyroid hormone receptor activity; peptide hormone binding. Gene Ontology annotation, biological process: cell surface receptor signaling pathway; adenylate cyclase-modulating G protein-coupled receptor signaling pathway.
CGAGAAUUUUUUGAGCGCCUCUAUGUAAUGUACACCAUUGGCUAUUCUGUCUCCUUUGGUUCCCUGGCUGUGGCCAUCCUCUUCAUUGGCUACUUCAGACGAUUGCAUUGCACUAGGAACUAUAUCCAUAUGCACUUGUUUGUGUCUUUUAUGCUGAGAGCUGUGAGCAUCUUUGUCAAAGACAGAGUGGUUCAUGCUCACUCAGGGGUGGAGGAACUGCAGUCGGUAAUAAUGCAGGAUGACCUACAAAAUUCCGUUGACGUGCCUACUGUGGACAGAUCACAAUAUAUCGUGUGCAAGACUGCUGUUGUGAUGUUUAUUUACUUCUUGGCUACAAACUACUAUUGGAUCCUUGUGGAAGGUCUCUACCUGCAUAGUCUAAUCUUCGUGGCUUUCUUUUCAGACACCAAAUACCUGUGGGGCUUCAUCUUGAUGGGCUGGGGUUUUCCAGCAGCGUUUGUUGCAGCAUGGGCUGUGGCAAGAGCAACCCUGGCUGAUGCAAGGUGCUGGGAACUUAAUGCUGGAGACAUCAAGUGGAUUUACCAAGCACCAAUCUUAGCAGCUAUUGUGCUGAAUUUUAUUCUGUUUCUGAAUACAGUUAGAGUUCUUGCUACCAAAAUUUGGGAGACCAAUGCAAUUGGGCAUGACACGAGAAAGCAAUACAGAAAACUGGCCAAAUCGACGCUGGUCCUGGUCCUGGUCUUUGGGGUGCAUUACAUCGUGUUUGUGUGCCUGCCUCACUCCUACACUGGGCUCGGCUGGGAGAUCCGCAUGCACUGUGAGCUCUUCUUCAACUCCUUCCAGGGUUUCUUUGUGUCUAUCAUCUAUUGCUACUGCAAUGGAGAGGUUCAGGCUGAGGUGAAGAAGGUGUGGAGUCACUGGAAUCUCUCCGUAGACUGGAAAAGGACGCAGAAACGCGGCAGUCACCGGUUAGGCUCAGUGCUCACCACCGCAAUGCACAGUACCAGCAGCCAGUCGCAGGGGGCGGCCAGCACACGCUUGGUGGUCCUCCCUGGCACAGUUGCCAAGACGACCAGCAGCCGGCCUGACAGCCACGUGACUUUACCUGGCUAUGUCUGGAGCAACUCAGAGCAGGACUGCUUGCCACACUCAAUUUGUGAGGAGGCCCAGGAAGGUAGCAGGAGCCAGGGAGGUGAUAUCCCAAUGGGGGAGCCUUCCUGGCCUGUGGAAUACAAUCCAGACACUGAAGGAUGCAGAGAAACGGAGGAUGUUCUCUGA